AUGAGUGACAAUGACUUGAAAACACACCCAUUGGUCGUGUUGGUUUCUGAUAACGGAGAACCCUCACUGUCAGCGACUGUGUCUAUUGAUGUAGUGGUGGUUGAAAGUACAGGUGAAAUCCAGACUCAAUUCAGAAAUGUACCGAGAAAGGAGGAGAGCUUCUCUGAUUUAAACUUGUAUUUGCUGAUCGCCAUUGCCUCGGUGUCAGUGAUAUUUUUCCUGAGCCUCAUCAGUUUAAUAGCUGUAAAAUGCCACAGGACAGACGACAGUUUCAGCAGGUACAGCGCCCCAAUGAUCACCACACAUCCUGACGGGAGCUGGUCUUAUUCUAAAUCUACUCAGCAGUAUGACGUGUGUUUCAGCUCAGACACACUGAAGAGUGACGUAGUUGUUUUUCCCGGGCCGUAUCCACCUGCAGAUGCAGAACUGAUCAGUAUUAAUGGAAAUGACACGUUUAACAGGACUCAGACAUUACCCAACAAAGAGAAGGUAAGAGUAACAUGCUUCACGAAUGUGUAAAUGUUUUUUUAAACCCCAGCACGGUUUGGUAUUGCAGUUUUGGGGAAAAUUACAGACAUUUGUCAAUUGUAGUUGUAUCAUGGUUUCAGACUUAUAAGCCUACACGUGUUUGCAUGGUCAAUUUUAUUUUUUAUGUCGUAUGAGAAUAUGUAUUGGCAUACUGUACAAUGUGCAAAAGAACAUCGCUGUGAAAGUACGGACGCUGUCGGUGGUGGUGAAACGGUUAGUGUACUUUGGUUUCGAAGGGCAGUGACCUUUUCGAAUCAAUGCUUAUCAUCGUUGAAAGUGGAAUGGACUCAUUCAAGUGGUAGAACAUUUGUUUUAUUUUUUGUUUGUUUCUCUCUCUGCUUUGUCUCCCCAUUAACUCUCAAUCUGGCAGUUGUUAUAUGCAUUCAAAUAAGGACAUCUGUCCUUAUGUCUAACCUUUAUUACCACUAUUUAUACGUGACUAUAAGAAAAACUCGUUUUAAAUGUUCCCAAGUUUGUCAUUUCACAUUUUGCAGUUCUUAUCAUGAGCGAGUGUAUUCGAAUUCGACUCUACGGUGUGGUUGACUCUAUCGUGUAGUUCAUUCCGAUUUGAGACAACAUUGGUCGCUGGUUAUACACAGUGAUCUUUGCUUUUUUGCUUACUACUAUCACAAUAGGUACAUUAUAUAGUAUUUAAAUUGAAUUAAAUCAAAAACGUAACACAUGGUGUCGCUAUAGACCACGAAAAGCAGAGAAGUCACAGAUAUUUUAAUACUCCUCCUCUGAAGGAAAAAAAGAAUAAGGUUGGCAGAGCGCUUUGUGAAGAGAAACAGUCGAGUUGUGAUGAGACGGAGAGGGCUGAGCUGUGUACAGAAUGUCCAACAUAUAACGGAAUAUUUCGGGUUUUGAUGGAUACAUGACCUUACUUUUUGGGUUCAUUUUUUUUCUAUACAUGCUACAAUGGAUCAUCGAAGACAAAGAGAAAGCGUUUGGAUUCAGUGCGUCGCGUUGCUUUGUUUAUUUGACUGGUCUGCAGCGCAGAUCUCUUACUCCGUUUCAGAGGAGGUGGACAAAGGCACGUUUGUUGGGAAUCUAGCUAAGGAUUUAAACCUGAAUGUACACGAACUGGAGUCAAGGGGUCUAAAGAUUGUUUCCGGACAGAGUAAGAGGUAUUUCGAGGCUAAUUUGAAAACUGGGACACUGUUCGUUAACGAGAGAAUAGACAGAGAGGAGCUUUGUCCGAAUACGGUAAAGUGCUCUCUAAAUAUACAGGCCAUAUUGAGCCAUCCUAUGCUUCUCCACCGCAUUGAAGUAAAUAUUAUUGAUGCAAAUGACAAUGCACCGUCAUUCUUAGAACAAUAUCAUACAUUUAACAUUUCAGAAUCUUCUUCACCCGGUGAGAGAUACCCUCUACCUAUAGCUAUUGACGCAGAUACGGGCAGUAACUCAGUAAAGAGCUACAAGCUGAGCCCGAAUGAAUACUUCUCCCUGGAUGUACAGAGCGGUGGAGAGCAGAGUGUGUCUGCUGAGUUAGUGCUGCAGAAAGCUUUAGACCGAGAGAAACAGCCUGUGAUCCAGCUCACACUGACCGCUCUAGAUGGUGGAAAACCUCCCAGAUCUGGGACGUCACAAAUCAUAGUUCACGUAAUAGAUGUCAAUGAUAACUCGCCAACAUUUAGCAAAUCACUAUACAAGGUCCGUGUUAAUGAAAAUGUAUCUUUAGGGACACAAAUAUUGAAGUUAGAGGCUACAGAUUUAGACGAGGGUCCAAACGCUGACAUGUUAUAUAGCUUUAUGAAGCGUGGAAAUGUCAACUAUGCAGACAUGUUCUCCAUAGAUUCACAAAGUGGUGAGAUUACUGUAAAGGCGAAUUUAGAUCACGAGGAAAAUGCAGCAUAUGAGAUACGUGUGCAAGCGACAGACCAAGGCCCCUCGGCCCGCAGUGGUUACUCUAAAGUGUUGGUUGAAAUUAUUGAUAUCAAUGACAAUGCUCCCGAAAUAUCUGUGACGUCACUUAUGAGCCCAGUGAAGGAGGAUGCUGAGAUAGGGACAGUGGUUGCCUUGGUGACAGUUACAGAUAAAGAUGGAGGUAAAAAUGGCUUCAGUAACUGUAAACUCGUAGGGUCUGUUCCUUUCAAACUAAAGUCGAACUACAAAAACGAUUAUUCUUUACUGGUAGAUGGGCAUCUGGACAGGGAGAGCGCUUCUCAAUAUAACGUCACCAUCACAGCUACGGAUGAAGGCAGCCCGCCUCUUUCCAGCACCAGCUUUAUUACUGUUCACGUUUCUGAUGAGAAUGACAACGCUCCUCGCUUCUCAGAACCCGUGAUUAAUGUUUAUGUCAAAGAGAACAGUCCGGUAGGUGAGGUCAUUUAUAAGAUGUCUGCUUUUGAUCCUGAUUCAGAUGACAAUGCAAAGAUGA
Coregonus sp. 'balchen' is the source of this 2908-nucleotide messenger RNA. The record is from the annotation of a GenBank genome assembly. NCBI's taxonomy places the organism in Eukaryota, Metazoa, Chordata, Actinopteri, Salmoniformes, Salmonidae.